AUGCUCACCUAUCAGUUUUUACCUAUAAUAGCAGUUCUUAUAAAAAAUACAGUUGCACUACGGAGUGAAUGUGUUAGUUCAUACACUGCACUAUUCCUGCAACCCAUAAUUCCCCAUCACUCGAUUUAUUCUCAACAGUUAAAUACUGAUUAUUCCGCUAAUUCAUUGGGAGACGGAUCUAGUGAUGGAAAUUGGCUUAAUGGCACAAGAAUUCCAGAUUCUAUUCAUCCAAUAAACGACUAUGUGCUGGUGGAACAACCUAGCAGCUCCGGUACUACUUCAGGUGGUGUCAUUUUAUCCGGUAGAAAACAGAGAAUGUCUGGAAAAGUGUUGGCAGUGGGACCUGGUCUUGUGUCUGAUACUGGUACAAUUUUACCGAUGCAACUAAAUGUUGGCGACAUUGUGAUGCAUUCCCAAGCAGGCCCAGACAAAGCGUUCAAGUACAACGGGAAAGAAUGUGUAUUAAUAAAAGCAUCCGAAAUUUAUUGUAAAAUUGAAGCGGAAAAGUACGGUUAUAUGGAUGGAGGAUUAUCCGCGGAAGAUAUACAACCAUUAGGAUCUAGGAUAUUAAUAAAAGUCUUAUCGCAACCAGGAGUGACUGAGAGUGGAUUAGUAUUAUCUAAGUCUGAUAAUGGUUUGUCAAGGGGAGAAGUUCUUAAGAUUGGACCAGGAGAUUAUACCUCAGAUGGCACGAUCAUUCCAAUAACUGAUUUGAAUGUUGGACAACAAAUACUUUAUCCACAGGAUGCAGCACAAAGUUCCUUAUUUUCACUAAAUAGGGAUACUUUCGCCCUAGUACCCAUUAAAUCAGUUCAUGCAAAGAUAUAA
Babesia microti strain RI is the source of this 828-nucleotide messenger RNA. RefSeq names its product 20 kDa chaperonin (CPN20). NCBI's taxonomy places the organism in Eukaryota, Apicomplexa, Aconoidasida, Piroplasmida, Babesiidae. Bases 1 to 828 code for a protein of 275 amino acids. The transcript has 6 exons. Gene Ontology annotation, cellular component: plastid; mitochondrial matrix. Gene Ontology annotation, molecular function: ATP binding; metal ion binding; protein-folding chaperone binding. The record is from RefSeq and is a predicted model, not a curated record.